ACGACUCCAAAAACCGAGCCGCCGCGUAAGCCAUCGACAGCGUGGUGGACCCCGCGCCAGCCUUGGCCUCCACCACCUCCGUCCCCGCAUUCUGUAUCCUCCCCGUCAGCUCCGCCACCUCCUCCGGCGAGUAACUCGUCAAAGGCCGCGUCUUCGAGAGGGCAAAAUCGUAAUUCCGGCGUGCCCCCCAACAACCGGCACGUCAACAUCAAUCAGCUUCAAGCCCUUCUUCUCGGCAACGAACAUGUUGGCUCGGACCACGUCGAGAGUCGUCACGCCGAAAAGCCUCUUGGGGUCGUAAACCCCUUUCCGUUUCAAAACCUCGGCCGCGAUCGGGACGGUCGAGUUGACCGGGUUGCUGAUGAUGUGGACGAACGAGUCGGGACAGGUGUCGGCCACGGCCUCGACGAGGCUCUUCACGAUGUUGGCGUUGAUGUUGAAGAGGUCGUCACGAGUCAUCCCGGGCUUGCGCGGGACGCCGGCCGGAAUUACGACGACGUUGGCGUCUUUCAGGCAGCCGGAAAGCUCGGAAGCUCCGGUGAAGUCUUGGACGGUGGACGGGGUGUUGCAGUGGCUGAGGUCAGCGGCGACGCCUUUCACAUCGGCUAUGUCGUAGAGGUUGAGGGACGAGACGAGAGGGAACAUUUUCGCAAGGAGGGCCAAAGGCUGGCCGAUUCCACCGGCUGCGCCGAGAAUGGCGACUUUGAAGGAAGCUUGGGUGGCAAAAGGCCGUUUUUUUAUGGGUUUUGGUUUGUGGAGUGGGAGGAAGUGAAAGUGGGGGUGAAGGAUGAGUUUAGGCGGCUGUGGGUUUGUAGGGAAGGCGUAGGCCGGAAGGCUCGGGAUUGCAUUCGGUGGCCGGAGAUGGGAGAUCCGAUCAAGAGUGUGGCCGCCAUCGAGAAUGAAACCUGCGUGUAG
Molecule: messenger RNA, 915 nt
Organism: Striga asiatica
Lineage: Eukaryota; Viridiplantae; Streptophyta; Magnoliopsida; Lamiales; Orobanchaceae
Source: the annotation of a GenBank genome assembly